This is a messenger RNA of Hordeum vulgare subsp. vulgare (domesticated barley), 1300 nucleotides long. Its product is annotated as phenylcoumaran benzylic ether reductase Pyrc5-like. Bases 91 to 1032 code for a protein of 313 amino acids. The record is from RefSeq and is a predicted model, not a curated record. The transcript is spliced from 5 exons. NCBI's taxonomy places the organism in Eukaryota, Viridiplantae, Streptophyta, Magnoliopsida, Poales, Poaceae. Gene Ontology annotation, molecular function: oxidoreductase activity.
ACUGCACUUUCCCUUAUUUUCCCAGAAAACCACUACAUUUUGCCUCUCCAUUCUGUUCUUGUCCUGUUCCAUUUUUCCGUCUUGCUGUACAUGGCGUCGGCUGCAGCUGAGGGGAGGAGCCGGGUGUUGGUGAUAGGCGGCACGGGCUACAUCGGCCGAUUCAUCGUCGCCGCCAGCGCGCGCGAGGGCCACCCCACCGCCGUCCUCGUCCGCGACGCCGCGCCCGCCGACCCAGCCAAGGCCGCCGUCCUCCAGGGAUUCCGGGAUGCCGGCGUCACCAUCGUCAAGGGUGAUAUGUAUGAUCAUGAGAGCCUGGUGACAGCCAUCAAAUCAGCAGAUGUUGUGAUCUCGGCCGUGGGUUACGCACAGCUACCGGAUCAAACUCGCAUUAUCUCGGCAAUUAAGGAAGCUGGGCAUGUAAAGAGAUUUUUCCCAUCAGAGUAUGGUAAUGAUGUGGAUCGUGUACAUGCAGUCGAACCUGGAAAGUCAGUGUUCGGUGGGAAAGCUCGUAUAAGGCGUGCCAUUGAGGCUGAGGGGAUUCCCUACACAUAUGUCUCUUCCAACUUCUUUGCUGGCCGUUUCUUGCCAGGCCUUGCACAGAUUGGGGUCACCGAGCCUCCAACUGAGAAGGUUCUCAUUAUGGGUGAUGGAAAUGUAAAAGGAGUCUUUGCCGCGGAAGAAGAUGUGGGAACCUACACUAUUAAAGCUGUAGAUGAUCCAAGGACCCUGAACAAAAUCCUGUAUCUGAGGCCGCCAAGCAACACUUUGUCCCAUAACGAGCUUGUCUCACUUUGGGAGAAGAAACUUGGUAAGACACUUGAGAGGGUGUACCUCCCAGAAGACGAACUCCUGAAGAAGAUUCAAGAGUCGCCAGCACCGCUGAAUGUAGCACUGGCAAUCAGCCACUCUGUCUGGUUGAAGGGGGACCACACUAACUUUGAGAUCGACCCAUCAUUUGGAGUUGAAGCCACUGAGCUUUACCCCGAUGUGCAUUACAUUACCGUGGAUGAAUACCUAAAUAGGUUCCUUUAAACUCCUAAAUCUUAUAUUCACCAAUAUUCAUAUACUUUGAAUAAAUGUUAGAGGUUAUGUAUUUUUAUUAGAAUGGCACGUGAAUUACGUAAUCAGAGUGUGACCUCAAUAAUGUGAGGAAUGCAUCUCAUGGUGGCUAUGCAUUCCCUUGAGCUUAGAAUAUAUAAACUGAGGUUGUAUAAAUUUGGAAUUUUUAGCUUGAUGGAACAUGAUACCAUAUGUAACAGCCCAGGGGUUUACGCCAAAUUAGAAAUUGUUUGUUAUUUUA